Messenger RNA from Striga asiatica, 300 nucleotides. Lineage: Eukaryota; Viridiplantae; Streptophyta; Magnoliopsida; Lamiales; Orobanchaceae. The record is from the annotation of a GenBank genome assembly.
AUGGAGCAGUCCCCACCCGAGUGCUGUGAGUCCUCGACAUCUGUCUCGUCAAACGUGCCAUAUUUGGAGGGAGAAAAUGCAUGGGGCACUGCUAAAGUCACCGCCCUGCGUAGGGCUGCUCUGUACUCCUCAACGUGCUCUUUGGCUAAAGAUUCUUGGCGUUCCAUCCUUUAUUAUGGCGUGAUCGGAGGUCACAUUACAAGAGAGAACUAUAUGCUCGAACCUCCCAUCUACGGGCACAGCUGUCUUCACAACAAGAGGAAAUCUUCCACAUCUAUUAUGCAUAAAGGGAAUUUUUGA